Molecule: messenger RNA, 1741 nt
Organism: Psylliodes chrysocephalus
Lineage: Eukaryota; Metazoa; Arthropoda; Insecta; Coleoptera; Chrysomelidae
Source: the annotation of a GenBank genome assembly
CUUAAUUAUAAUGUUGAUAAAAUUUAUCUCUUGUCAAAGUAAGUAAACCGUAAUCGUUAAAUUUCAUUAUCACUAAAUGUGUAGCGCCCUUGCCAAUAAGAAUACUUUUAGUUUUUGUAUUACUAGGUGAAAAUACCAGGAAAAAAUUCACUGGUAUGUUGAUCUACCUCUGUCCAGCUGAUAAAAGAUAUGCCUGCUCCUGGGAAGGACAAUCAGAAGAUAUCCUUCGCCAUUUCGAGGAAGAACACGAUGAACUUCUGCACUUCAAUGACACGUUCAACAUAGAUCUAUCUAUACUGUCAGAAAACAGACUAUUUCUAAUAGAUGAAGAAAUUUACCUAGCACAGAUAACAAUUUAUGAAAACAAUUUGGAGAUAAAAUUGCGGUAUCUGGGUCCACAUAAAAUAGCUGCAAAAAUCACUUAUAACAUCUUACUGAAGGUCAACUAUGUAUUAUGCAAUCCCAGCUACAUAUUAGUGACCAAAUCUGGAAGCAUUUCAGUAAAUUUAAACAAAAUAGCUGAAAAAAUUAUCGAUAUAACAUGUACAUUAAAUAUCAACAAAGAUCUACCUGAAGAAAUUUACGAAGAAGAUGUUUUUACACCAGAAGAUUAUGCAGAAACUGCUAAUAGAGUUAGAAAAGUUAUCAAUACUAAAAAAUCUUCAACUCGCAUGUCCCUAUCAAAUCGCAAACACAGCUUAGAAGAAACCUCUUAUGCAACUGUUACAAAAACUACAGAAGUAUCUUUAACCAGAUCCAAGACAACAAGCUUAGAAGAAAUUAAACGAAGACAUCUAAAAAGAGCGCAAAGUACAUUAAGUUUAGGAGCUAUAACAGAAGAUAUAAAUGAUUACAACUGCACUGAAUGUGGUGUAAAUUUAACCACACCAAUAUUUGUAUGCCUUUCAGGCCAUAAUUUCUGUCCUAACUGUCAAAACCUUUUAUGCAAAAUAUGUUCAAAAGAAGUCACCUCUGAAAGAAACCCAGUGUUAGAAAAAAAGUUCCAAAAUUACUUAGAACCUUGUAGAUAUAAAAAUAAUGGCUGUCCAGAGAAAUUGGUUUACAACGAACUCACAGAUCAUAUCAAAUCCUGCACAUUUUGCGACUACCAAUGUCCAAUAGAAGGCUGUAACUUCAAAGGUCAGUACAAACACGUAUAUAGUCAUCUUAAAACCAUACAUGGUGCUACUAAGAUGUUGGAAUCUUUCAUAGUGGUCUUUCAAAACAUCCCUGAAGCGUUCCUGGUGAACGAAGAGAAAGGUAUUUUUCAUUGCCGAGUACAAUAUUUCGAAGAUUUUGUAAGAUGGGAAGCCAAAUUCUGUGGUCCUAAAGAGAAGAGAUUUUUCUGCGAAUUGAAGUUUAAAGAAGGUAAACUGAAGCAACCUGUGUUAUUGAAUAAGAAGGAAAACGUUUAUAGUAUCGAGAUGAGUUUGCAAGAGAUGAAAAGAAUGAAGAUCAAACCUAAAAAUGCGGUUUUAACGAUUACUUGUUAAGUAUUUGUAUUUGUUGAAUUUAUAACGACAGCUAGUGUAUUUUUAAAUAUCAGUGUUUUUGAAAACAUUAGCAAACAAUACAAUAAAAACAUUUUUAAUUUAAAUAAAGGUGCAAUUCUAAAAAUAAUAAGAAAAUAACUUUUAUAAAGGUUAGAGUGAGUAUACCGUUCAAUUUUACAUCUGAGAUAUUUAGCUAUAGAAGAAUUCAGUGUUCUAAUGAAAGGGUUCUAUAAUAUACCAAGAAGAUA